Molecule: messenger RNA, 525 nt
Organism: Musa acuminata subsp. malaccensis (wild Malaysian banana)
Lineage: Eukaryota; Viridiplantae; Streptophyta; Magnoliopsida; Zingiberales; Musaceae
Source: RefSeq, a predicted model, not a curated record
AUGGCCGUUCAUGCAAUGGGGUUUGGACCUCCUCGACCCUUUCCCCCCGGCCUCGGGGCAGCGAAAAUAAUCGUCGUGGGCGUGGAUUAUUUCACAAAGUGGGUCGAGGCAGAACCACUGGCGACGAUCACGGAGUGGCAAAUAGAAAAAUUCGUAUGGAGGAACCUGGUGACUCGGUUUGGAUUGCCCAAAACCAUCAUUACCGACAAUGGGCCUCAGUUCGCCGGUAAAAGGUUCCGGGAGUUCUGCGCCAACCACGGCAUCCAGCUACGGUUCAGCUCGGUGGCCUACCCGUCAGACAAACGGGCUGGCAGAGGUAACCAAUCGGUCCAUCCUAGACGGGCUCAAAAGAAGGGUGUCCGCGGCCCGAUCGGCUUAGACGGACGAACUCCCGAGCGUCUUAUGGUCGCUGCGCACCACUCCCAAGACCGCGACCGGAGAGUCCCCUUACAGCCUCGCGUUCGGAACCGAAACUGUCCUACCGCCCGAAGUAGCCCUUGCCACCUUUCGGACAGGAGGCUAUAA